Striga asiatica is the source of this 882-nucleotide messenger RNA. NCBI's taxonomy places the organism in Eukaryota, Viridiplantae, Streptophyta, Magnoliopsida, Lamiales, Orobanchaceae. The record is from the annotation of a GenBank genome assembly.
AUGGCUCUCAAUCACAGAAGUCUUCUGCUUGGAGAUCUAAAGGGCCCCGACAAAAAAGACGAUAAGGCGCCCAAAUUACCCUGUCCUGGCUGCAACCUAAACCUCUCAACGCAUCUCCCAAUACCCAAAAGCAAGCACAUCUCGUCUACCUUAAUCCUCACCAUCUGCUUUCUUUUUCUCUUUUUCUUUCUCUCCCUCGUCUAUUUCGCCAUCCGCAGGCGCCGAUCGAGGCGGAGGAGGAGGAGGAGCUCGGCCGCUCCCCCGCCGGCCGGCGGGGACGACCUCCUGAUCGACGAGCUCGAACGUGAGCCCGGCCCGGUCGACCAUCACGUGUGGCAUAUACGAACCGUGGGCCUGCCUGACUCGGUCAUAGACUCGAUUGCCGUGUUUAAGUACAAAAGGGGGGAGAAUCUGACCGCGGGCAGCGAUUGUCCCGUGUGCCUGAGCGAGUUUGAGGAGGACGAGACGCUGAGGCUGCUGCCCAAGUGUAGCCACGCCUUCCACUUGCCGUGCAUCGACUCGUGGCUCAGGGCCCACACCAACUGCCCUGUUUGCCGGGCUCCGAUAGUGAAGAUGGGCGGCGGGCUUGUUGGUGGUGAUGGGCUUGGUGAGGUGGGCCCAACGGUGGAGGAGGAUCGGGCUAGGGAGGGCGAAUCUGGGGAUGAGGGUGAACGUUGUUUUGGUGGGCCGAGUGUUGGGGAUGAUAAACCGGCCCAAAUUGCGGCGACUAGAUUUAAGGAGUGUAGUGGCUCGAGUAGAGGUGGUAAGUUUGUUCGGGUGGUGAGUGAUUUGGGUGGACGUGAUCGGGCGAAUGUGGAUCUUGGAUAUGUGCGUAAGCCGAUGAUAAAAAGAUCGGUCUCGGUAGAUUUAUCGCCGGUUUGA